Molecule: messenger RNA, 1860 nt
Organism: Hydractinia symbiolongicarpus
Lineage: Eukaryota; Metazoa; Cnidaria; Hydrozoa; Anthoathecata; Hydractiniidae
Product: 52 kDa repressor of the inhibitor of the protein kinase-like
Exons: 1
Coding region: 1-1860 (619 amino acids)
Molecular function (GO): protein dimerization activity
Source: RefSeq, a predicted model, not a curated record
AUGUUAUCUAAAUCCCAGCCCAUCAAUGUUUUAGUCAAUGAUCAGCUACAACAGAAAAUAAACAAAAAUAGAGAAGUUUUGAAAUCUAUUGUUGAUACCAUCAUUUUAUGUGGUCAUACCAAUUCAGCUUUGCGGGGACAUAGGGAUGAUGGGAAAUAUCUCCCUGAGGCAGGAGGCUAUGCUAAUCAAGCCGGGGUUGGAAAUUUUCAUAAGUUUUUAAACUUUUCAAUUCGCAGUGGCAAUCAACUAUUAAAAGAUCAUUUAGAGUCCAGUGCUAAAAAUGCCAGGUAUAUUUCUAAAACAGUGCAGAAUGACUUAAUUGGAUGUUGUGGUCAAGAAAUUACUAAUGAAAUCAUUUCUGAGGUUAAAGUAAAUAAGUUUUAUUCCAUAAUUGCAGAUGAAGCAUGUGACUCAUCAACUAAAGAGCAAAUGGCUCUCAUUUUAAGAUAUGUUGAUAGCACUUGUGAAAUAAAAGAGGACUUCAUUCGUUUUUUACACUGCUCUGAAGGAUUAUCUGGUGCUGAUCUCUUCAGUACAAUUAUGAAAUGUUUAAAAGAAGAUCUAGGGCUUGACAUAAUGGAUUGCAGAGGACAGGGCUAUGAUGGUGCUGGGUCAGUUUCUGGUCACAUUAAUGGUCUAUCUUCUCAUAUUUUAAGACUUAAUUCAAAAGCCAUUUAUACACAUUGUCACUCUCAUAAACUUAAUUUAACAGUGUGUGAUUCCCUAGACAUAUUGUUAGUGUCAGAAGUGUUUGAUAAAGUGAAGGAAUUGUCAUACUUUUUCAAUUUGUCUGAAACAAGACAAAACGUUCUGCAAAAGUUUGUUGUUGAGUGUAAGCCUGAUACCUCAAAAUCUAAGUUGAAAGAUAUUUGUAGGACAAGGUGGGUUGAACGAAUCGAUGCUCUAGAAGACUUUUUGAAAUUGUACACAACCAUUGUGAAAUGUCUUAAAUAUAUGUCUUCUUCUGAUUGUAUGUGUAACAGAGAUACAAAGUCUAAGGCUUCAAGUUUUGUCAAUUCAAUUUCCAGAUUUGAUUUUUUAAUUUCUUUAGUGUGUACUACCAAAGUUCUGUUGGUGACUCUUCCUGUCACACGAAAUUUACAAUCUAAAUCUGUAGAUAUUCUUAAAGGUAUCAAUUUAAUUUCUGCAUUGAAAAAAGAGUUAAUUGAUACUAGAAAUUCUGUUGAUGCAUUUCAUAAUAAUGUAUUUUCUGAGGCAGUUGCUAUUGCAAAUGAGCUGGAUGUAACCAUUAAAGCACCAAGAAUUUGUAAAACACAAAUCCAUAGGUCAAACACUCCUUUUGACUCAGUAUCUGAUUAUUUUAAACGUUCAGUAACAAUACCACUUCUAGAUUUUCUUAAUACUUCUAUUAGUAAGCGCUUUCAACCUGAAACAGUUGCUGCUUACAAAGGAUUGGCAUUAAUUCCAUCUCAUUUAUUUUUCCUUAAAAGUCAGGGUAAAGACUGGAAAAACGAAGUUCAAGAUUUUAUUACAUUUUAUACGUCUGAUUUUCUUAGUGUUAAUGCCCUUCAAUCUGAACUGUCGCUCUGGGAAAAAUAUUGGGAAGAAUAUACUGAUACUCUCCCUGAUAGCAUAUCCUUGGCAUUAAAAGCAGUUUCUUUCCCUGGUUUUGAAAAUAUAAAAAUAGCCCUACGUAUUCUAGGGACUCUUCCUGUUACUUCCUGUGAGAGUGAAAGGAGUUUCUCUGCAUUAAGAAGGUUAAAAGAAUACGCACGGAGUACCAUGACCAAUGAUCGUUUAAAUGGGUUAGCAUUGUUAUAUAUCCAUCAAGAAAUUAUCCCUGACAAAGAUAAAGUUAUUGAUAGAUACGCUCUUUCAAAUCGUAGGCUUGAAUUUUAA